Cynara cardunculus var. scolymus (artichoke) is the source of this 612-nucleotide messenger RNA. Its product is annotated as transmembrane emp24 domain-containing protein p24beta2-like. The transcript has 4 exons. Gene Ontology annotation, cellular component: endoplasmic reticulum-Golgi intermediate compartment; Golgi apparatus; COPII-coated ER to Golgi transport vesicle. The record is from RefSeq and is a predicted model, not a curated record. Gene Ontology annotation, biological process: endoplasmic reticulum to Golgi vesicle-mediated transport; Golgi organization; intracellular protein transport. Bases 1 to 612 code for a protein of 203 amino acids. Lineage: Eukaryota; Viridiplantae; Streptophyta; Magnoliopsida; Asterales; Asteraceae.
AUGGUGAUGGUGUUUCUGACGAUGAGCGUAAGGAAAUGGGAAGUGUUGGGAAUCAGGUUUUUGAUGGACAAAGAAGAAUGUUUUUCACAUAAAGUCGAGUCUCCUGCAACCAUUCGAUUUUCAUUUGUUGUCAUUCAGGUCUAUAAUGCUUGGGAUAUCGCCGUCGUUGGUGUUGAUCUUGUGGUGAAGGGACCGAAAGGUGAGCAAAUUCACGACAUCCGUGACAAAACAAGCGACAAGUACGAGUUCGUGACACAUAACGAAGGCCUCUAUCAAUUCUGCUUCAGUAGCAAAUCGGCGUUCCAAGAAAUCAUAGACUUUGAUGUCCAUUCGAGCCACUUGUAUAACGACUUUCAACAUGCAAAAGAUGAUCAUUUCAAUCCGAUUUUGGAACAGAUUUCUAAGUUAGAGUCCGCUUUGAAUAACAUUCAAUUUGAACAGCAUUGGCUCGAGGCCGAGAGUGAUCGGCAGACAAUAAUAAUGGAAGCGAUGAGCAAGAGAGCGAUGCACAAAGCUAUCUUCGAAUCUACCGCUUUGGUCGGUGCAAGCAUAUUGCAAGUAUACCUUCUCAAACGCCUGUUUAAACGAAAGCUCGGGAUGUCAAGAGUUUAA